AUGGGUUUGUGUAGAUUUUCCUUGUUUGCAUUUUUCUCUGUGGUCGUUGUUCAUUUAGGAGCUCAUGGGGAAGAAAAUGCCGAGCUGGUGAAUGAUAAAAGUUCUCUGAUAUCAUUCAUGAGAGGCAUUGUUUCUGACCCAAAGAAUGCUCUAGCGAGUUGGAAAUCUCCUGAUAUUCAUGUUUGUAAUUGGGCCGGCAUAAGAUGCAACAAUGCAAGUGACAGAGUCAUUGAGAUUGAUCUCAAUGGAAAAUCACUAGGAGGUACAAUUUCCCCUGCUAUUUCCAACCUCUCUUCCUUGAAAAUUCUUGAUCUUUCUGAGAAUUCCUUUGUGGGUCACAUUCCAAAAGAGUUAGGCUUCUUAACUCAACUAGGGCAACUCAGUUUAUCUUGGAAUUUUCUUGAAGGAGAAAUUCCAGCUGAGUUGGGUUCACUUCGUAACUUAUACUACCUUGACAUGGGAAGCAACCAGCUUGAGGGUGAGAUUCCACAAUCACUUUUCUGUAAUGGGUCUUCCUCAUUGAGGUAUAUAGACCUCUCCAACAAUUCCCUAGGGGGACAAAUCCCAUUGAAUAAUGAGUGUAUGCUUCUAGAGGUUAGGUUCCUCCUGCUCUGGUCUAAUAAGCUAGUAGGCCAAAUCCCUCUAGCUCUUUCUAACUCCACAGAGCUCAAAUGGCUUGAUAUGGAGUCAAAUAUGCUGAGUGGAGAGUUGCCACAUGAGAUUGUAAGUUGGCCUCAACUACAAUUCCUUUAUUUGUCAGACAAUGACUUUGUUAGCCAUGAUGGCAACACCAACCUUGAACCUUUCUUUGCUUCUUUGAGAAAUUUAUCUAACCUUCAAGAACUUGAAUUAGCAGAAAACAAUCUUGGCGGGAAGCUUCCUUCUAACAUUGGUGAUCUUCCUAAAAGCCUUGUACAGCUUCACCUUGAUAACAAUCUCAUUUGUGGUCCUAUUCAUCCUCAAAUAUCCAACCUUGUUAACCUGACUCUACUGAAUUUUUCCAGCAAUCUACUAAAUGGAUCUAUCCCCCCUAGCCUAUGCAAGAUGGAGAAGCUUGAGAGAAUCUAUUUGUCCAAUAAUUCACUAUCUGGUGAGAUUCCUUCAGCACUUGGUGGCAUUCAACAUCUUGGCCUUCUAGACUUGUCAAGAAACAAGUUUUCUGGUUCUAUACCAGACAGUUUUGCUAACCUUCCUCAGUUACGAAGGCUUUUGCUGUAUGAAAACCAGCUUUCUGGAACAAUUCCACCGAGUCUUGGAAAAUGCAUCAAUCUGGAGAUUUUGGACCUAUCUAAGAACAGAAUUUCUGGGGUGAUUCCUACAGAAGUUGCCGCCUUGACUAGCUUGAAACUAUACUUGAACUUAUCAAGCAACAACUUGAAUGGCCCUUUACCAUUAGAGCUCAGCAAAAUGGACAUGGUGCUAGCUAUUGAUUUAUCUAACAACAAUCUGUCAGGCAGAAUCCCACCUCAACUUGAAAGCUGCAUAGCUCUAGAAUACCUUAACCUUUCUGGUAACUCCUUAGAGGGCCCUCUCCCUUUUUCACUAGGCCAAUUGCCUUAUAUAAAGGCACUUGAUGUCUCUUCAAAUAGGUUAGCUGGGGCAAUACCAGAGUCCCUUCUGUUAUCAUCUACUCUGAAGAAACUCAAUUUCUCCUUCAACAAGUUCUCAGGUAAUAUAUCAAACAAGGGAGCAAUUUCAUCUCUGACCAUAGACUCUUUCCUAGGAAAUGAUGCUCUAUGUGGUUCCAUCAAAGGGAUGCAAAGCUGCCACAAGAAACACAGCUAUCAUUUUGUUUUCCUUAUAAUUCCUGUGUUUCUAUUUGCCACUCCCCUCUUGUGCAUGUUUGGCUACCGAUUGGCACACUGGGUGAAAUUUCGAAGGCAACUGGCAAUAUUUGGAAGAAAAAACUAUGAUAAUGACAAAGAGGAAAGAGAGGAGCUAAAGUAUCCAAGCAUUUCAUACAAACAACUCAUUGAGGCCACUGGAGGCUUCAGUGCUUCAAGCUUAAUUGGUUCAGGAAGAUUUGGGCAUGUCUACAAAGGAGUGCUUAGAGAUAACACCAGAAUAGCAGUGAAGGUGUUAGAUAGCACCACAGCAGGUGAAUUUUCAGGGAGUUUUAGAAGAGAGUUCCAAAUUUUGAAAAGGACUAGGCACAGAAACUUGAUAAGGAUCAUCACGAUCUGCAGCAAGCCAGAGUUUAAGGCUCUUGUUCUUCCUCUAAUGCCAAAUGGCAGCCUUGAGAGGCACCUAUAUCCAAGCCAUGGAUUGAGCCACAGGCUGAAUUUAUUUCAGGUAGUGAGGAUAUGUAGUGAUGUUGCUGAAGGAAUGGCCUAUUUGCACCAUUAUUCACCAGUAAGAGUGAUCCACUGUGAUCUCAAGCCAAGCAAUAUACUUCUCGAUUAUGAUAUGACAGCUUUGGUUACUGAUUUUGGAAUUUCAAGGCUUGUGAAAGGUGAUGAGAGUAUGGCCUCAUAUGAUAGCUCGGCAUCUUUCAGUUCAACACAUGGCUUGUUAUGUGGUUCUGUUGGCUAUAUAGCCCCUGAGUAUGGAAUGGGAAAAAAGGCGUCAACCCAAGGUGAUGUGUACAGUUUUGGAGUAUUACUGCUAGAAAUAGUGACAGGUAGGCCUCCCACAGAUGUUCUUGUCCACGAAGGCUCAAGUUUGCAUGAGUGGGUGAAGAGACAGUACCCAUACAAGCUAGACAACAUUGCUGAGAAGGCAUUACAAAGGUUGUCACAUUCUGAGCAACGUGACAGCAAAAUCUGGCAAGAUGUCGUACUGGAACUCAUAGAACUGGGACUUCUCUGCACACAGUAUAAUCCUCUGACAAGGCCAAGCAUGUUGGAUGCGGCUCAAGAAAUGGGCAGAUUGAAGGACUUCUUGUGUAGUCCAUCAUCCUCUUUGCUAAUUGAUGAUGCAGUCAACUCUAAGGUUGAUGAUUCCUUUUGUAGUGAAGAUAAUUUACUUGAGAAUUAAAUAAACGAGUUAAUUGUUAUGUUUCAUCUGUAAAUGAAAGAUGAGUGAAAUAGAGGAAGAUAGGUGUGGACUGUUUAGAUCUUCUUGUUGCAAUGGAGGAACCAAGUGAAGAGUGUAAACAUAAAGUGGUAGAGGGAACCCUUCAAGACA
Molecule: messenger RNA, 3126 nt
Organism: Neltuma alba
Lineage: Eukaryota; Viridiplantae; Streptophyta; Magnoliopsida; Fabales; Fabaceae
Product: putative leucine-rich repeat receptor-like serine/threonine-protein kinase At2g24130
Exons: 2
Coding region: 1-2976 (991 amino acids)
Biological process (GO): protein phosphorylation
Molecular function (GO): ATP binding; protein binding; protein kinase activity
Source: RefSeq, a predicted model, not a curated record